Messenger RNA from Rana temporaria (common frog), 3404 nucleotides. RefSeq names its product myosin IIIB (gene MYO3B). Bases 1 to 3207 code for a protein of 1068 amino acids. Gene Ontology annotation, molecular function: cytoskeletal motor activity; protein binding; ATP binding. Lineage: Eukaryota; Metazoa; Chordata; Amphibia; Anura; Ranidae. Gene Ontology annotation, cellular component: myosin complex. The transcript has 29 exons. The record is from RefSeq and is a predicted model, not a curated record.
AUGGAUAAUCAUUAUCAGACCUGUUGGAACCCUCCCCCAACCCUUCUUCAUCCAGGUCAAUGGUGUAGAGGAUUCAGCCACUUUAUUGCACAGUGUCUUAUUAAGGAUUUUGAGAAGAGGCCAUCCGUCAUCCAUCUACUGGAGCAUCCAUUCAUCAGACAGGCACACGGCAAAGACAUGGCCUUACAGAAACAGCUGGCUAAACUCAUUGCUACCCAACAGCAGUCCGGUUCCAUAGCAAAAACCAGGUAUGAGAGAAUGCACACCAGACGGCCCUGUGUCCUGCAGACAAAAGAGAAUAUUUGCCUCGAUGAUGAUUUGGUCAACCUGGAAGUUCUCAAUGAGGAAACCAUUGUACAUCAAUUACAGACACGAUUUGCUGACUUGCAGAUUUACACAUAUGUUGGAGAUAUUAUAAUAGCUUUAAAUCCAUUCCAAAAUCUCAGCAUCUAUUCCCCACAGUUCUCCAAGCUGUAUCAUGGAGUCAAACGUGCCUCAAACCCUCCACAUAUAUUCGCAACUGCAGAUGCUGCAUAUCAAGGAAUGGUCACUUUCAGCAAAGAUCAGUGCAUUAUUAUAAGUGGAGAGAGUGGAGCAGGAAAAACAGAGAGUGCGCAUCUCAUCGUGCAGCAUCUGACCUUCCUCGGAAAGGCAAAUAAUAGAGCUUUGCGAGAAAAGAUCCUACAAGUUAACCCUUUAGUUGAAGCCUUCGGAAACGCCUGCACUGUUAUCAAUGACAACUCCAGCCGGUUUGGAAAAUAUCUUGAAAUGAUGUUUACACCAACAGGGGCGGUAAUGGGUGCAAAGAUCUCUGAAUACCUGCUGGAGAAGUCUCGAGUUAUUAAGCAGGCUGUGGGUGAGAAAAAUUUUCACAUAUUUUACUACAUUUAUGCUGGACUUUAUCACCAUAAAAAGCUUUCUGAAUAUAACCUACCAGAAAAUAAGCCUCCUAGAUAUAUUGACAAUGAGGCGGGUUCAGUGAUGCAGGAUAUCAUAUCUAAAGAAUCUUACAGAAGACAGUUUGCAGCAAUUCAACAUUGUUUCAGGAUUAUAGGAUUUAGUAAUGAGGAGGUCCAUUCAGUGUACAGGAUUCUGGCUGGAAUACUAAACACAGGAAACAUUGAAUUUACUGCCAUUUCUUCUAAGCAUCAGAUAGACAAGAGUGAAGUUCCGGAUGGAGAAGCCUUAGAAAAUGCUGCAGCCCUUCUCAGCAUUGGUGCAGAAGAGUUUCAGGAGGCACUAACCUCGCACUGUGUGGUAACAAGGGGAGAAACCAUAAUACGCACUAACACAGUGGAUAAAGCUGGUGAUGUCAGAGAUGCCAUGUCCAAAGCUUUGUAUGGUAGACUUUUCAGCUGGAUUGUGAACCGAAUCAACACUCUGCUCCAGCCAGACAAAAAUAUAUGCAAUGCUGAGAGUGGUAUGAACGUGGGAAUUUUAGAUAUUUUUGGAUUUGAAAACUUCAAACGGAACUCAUUUGAGCAGCUGUGCAUUAACAUUGCCAAUGAACAAAUCCAGUUUUAUUUUAAUCAGCAUAUAUUUGCCCUGGAACAGAUGGAAUAUCAGAGUGAAGGAAUAGAUGCUGCUUUGGUGAAGUAUGAAGAUAACCGGCCUCUCUUGGACAUGUUUCUUCAGAAACCAAUGGGUCUGCUUUCCCUGCUUGAUGAAGAAAGCAGAUUUCCCCAAGCGACAGACCAGACCUUAGUUGAUAAAUUUGAAGACAAUCUCAGAUUGAAAUACUUUUGGAGGCCCAAAUGUGUUGAGCUUUGUUUUGGUAUCCAACAUUAUGCUGGGAAGGUCCUGUAUGAUGCCUGCGGAUUUCUGGAGAAGAACAGAGACACUCUGCCUGCUGAUAUUGUGGUUGUGCUGAGGACAUCAGAAAAUAAGCUUCUUCAGCAGCUCUUCUCAAGCCCGCUGACAAAAACAGGUAACUUAGCUCAGUCUAGAGCACGAGUAACAGCAGCUUCGAGAUCCCUACCACCUCAAUUAAAUGCUGGGCGUAUUAAGGUGGACACUAUGGAAAUGAUGAGACAUCCAGAUGAGACAACAAAUAUGAAAAGGCAAACAGUAGCUUCGUAUUUUAGGUACUCCUUAAUGGAUCUUUUGUCAAAAAUGGUGGUUGGACUGCCUCACUUUGUGCGCUGCAUCAAACCAAAUGAUGACCGAGAAGCAAUGAAGUUCUCAAGGGAUCGGGUGCUCAUGCAGCUGCGUUAUACAGGCAUUCUGGAAACUGUUAACAUCCGGAGACAAGGAUAUUCUCACCGUAUUUUAUUUGAAGAGUUUCUUAAAAGGUACUAUUAUCUUGCUUUCCGAGCACAUCAAAAUCCCCCUGCCACAAUAGAGAGUUGUGCUGCCAUUCUAGAGAAGGCCAAGCUUGAAAACUGGGUUCUUGGAAAAAGUAAGGUGUUCUUGAAAUAUUAUCAUGUAGAACAGUUAAAUCUCCUCCUGAGAGAAGUCAUUGGACGAGUAGUGGUGAUGCAAGCGUAUACCAAAGGAUGGCUCGGAGCAAGGAGAUACAAGAAAGUUAAAGAGAAAAGGAAUAAGAGCGCUACCUGCAUUCAAGCUGCAUGGAAAGGAUAUGAUACUCGGAAAAAACUUAAGGAAAUAAGAGGCAGAAGAAAUGGAGCAGCGAUUGUUAUUCAAGCAGCUUUCAAGGGAUAUAUUACGAGGAAGAAUUACAUUGUCCUGAAAAAUAGAAAUGCGUUACUUCUCUCAAAUAAUAUAUCAGACAGUGCAAGCACUAGUAAUUACUAUACACAGUGGCAAGAGAACUGUGUCCCAAGCCAUUUCACAGAGCCUAACCACCGGGACAAGCAGUCAGGGCAGGAUUUGGAUGUCUCUCCAAAUAUAGUGACCAAUAAGAAUGAUUCAGAAGUCAUUGUAAACAAUCGGUAUUCAAAUUCUUUUGGAUCAUGCAGAAGUACAGGUUCAGAAAUGUUUAUUGAGAAGAAGUUGAGGACAAGAAGACGCUGUCAACAGCCCAAAACUCUGAACAGCCCGGAGGACAGCAUGUACUAUAACCACAUUAAUGGAACUCUAGACUAUCAAGGGAGCAAGAGGAAGCCGAGAAAACUUGGCCAAGUCAAAGUUCUAGACAGAGAAGAUGAAUAUUACAAACUCUUAUCAACUGCUGACUCCAUUCCUGAGGAGGAUCUGUCUGUUUGCUCUCCUUUGGCACAGCAAGAAAUAUUUUUUGCCUCUAGCUAAAGUGCUAAACCUCUGUUCUCUAAUCCACACUAUUUUGGAACUGGAGAUUCCAAGUUGACCAGAAAACAGCACAAAAGAAUAUUUUAUAUCAUCGUAUUAUUCAGUAAAAUAUUUGAAUUAAAUGUCACCAUUUUGUAUUUAAAAAAAGCAUUAUAUGAUUUCUUAAUGAAUUAUUUUUAAUAAAUGAUGCAAACAUU